CGAUCUGUACCGGAAUGUCAUCGGCAUGGCUCAAACUCAAAUUGAGACAGCUAUAAAACUGUUGCUUCAGGAAGCGAAAGAGCUAUGCAUUGGUGGACAAAUAACGGAACUACAACAGCUGCCAACUGCCCUAGAGUUCACCCGGGACUAUUAUGCAAAGAACGCACCUGUUGUCAUACGUCAAGCGGUUGCCCAUUGGCCUGCAGUGCAGAAGUGGACGCCGGACUAUUUGCAGACUACUCUAAAUGACAAAGUUGUGGAUGUGGCUGUCACACCCAAUGGCUAUGCUGACGGUCUGGCCACACAAGAUGGCCAAGAGUAUUUCGUGCUACCGCUAGAAACGCAAAUGCCUCUAUCUGAACUAUUGCAGCGUCUCGAUGAUCCAAUGGGGGCUGUGCACUACAUUCAGAAGCAAAAUUCCAAUUUCAGUCUUGACUUUCCGGAGCUGGCUGAUGACAUUGUGCCGAGUAACUUGAAUUUUGCCCAGCAGUGCUUCAACAAGCAACCGGAUGCAGUCAACUUCUGGUUGGGCGACGAGCGGGCCAUCACCUCAAUGCACAAGGAUCCCUACGAGAAUCUUUAUUGCGUAAUUUCCGGGUACAAAGAUUUCAUAUUGCUGCCGCCGCAUCAGCUCUGCUGCGUGCCUCGUGGCAACUAUCCCACUGGCGUAUACAAGAGAAAAUCCUGCGGGCAAUUCUACAUAGAUCCUGUGAUUGAGAACGACGAAGUUCUACAUACGGAAUGGGUUAGUAUUGACCCAUUAGCUCCGGACUUGGCCAAAUAUCCCCAGUAUAGCAAGGCACGUCCCUUACGAGUACGUGUUCAUGCGGGCGAUGUGCUCUAUUUGCCAAACUACUGGUUCCAUCAUGUGCGCCAGAGUCACAAAUGCAUCGCCAUCAACUUUUGGUACGACAUGGACUACGACAGCCGCUAUUGCUACUAUCGCAUGAUGGAGCAGCUCACCAGCCAAACAGAUCUAAGUAAAUAGCCAAACACCGGAGUUAAUUCGAAACAAAUUGUUUGUUACAUUUGUAAGCCAAUU
This is a messenger RNA of Drosophila navojoa, 1042 nucleotides long. It is a transcript of the gene JMJD7, whose product is annotated as Jumonji domain containing 7. The record is from RefSeq and is a predicted model, not a curated record. NCBI's taxonomy places the organism in Eukaryota, Metazoa, Arthropoda, Insecta, Diptera, Drosophilidae.